Daucus carota subsp. sativus is the source of this 1899-nucleotide messenger RNA. RefSeq lists its product as uncharacterized. Gene Ontology annotation, cellular component: nucleus; RNA polymerase III complex. Lineage: Eukaryota; Viridiplantae; Streptophyta; Magnoliopsida; Apiales; Apiaceae. The transcript has a single exon. Gene Ontology annotation, biological process: tRNA transcription by RNA polymerase III. The record is from RefSeq and is a predicted model, not a curated record. The coding region runs from base 1 to 1899 and encodes 632 amino acids.
AUGGACAUCGAUUUGGACGAUCUCGACGCUCCAAAUCAAGGUCCUUCACGACGCGCCAGGUUUGCUCCGAAGAACUCUAAGUUCAAACCAAAACCUAAAGCAGAACAAUCCAACUCAGAUUCAAUUCUACCUGUUAAACAGGAAUCAAAGUCUGAUUCCAUCGCUAUCGUAAAGGCUGAAAUCGAAGACGUUGUGAAAAUUGAUGAUGAAUUAAAACUUGACCCGAUGUUACUAGACACCACGGAGUAUCCGAUUAAGGAGGAUUUGAUUAGUGUUGGUGAAGAUCCGAUGGAGCUGGAUUGUGUUGGGGGGGAAGAUGAUGUUGUUAGAGAGAUUGAUGUGUAUUUUGCACCUUCUGUGGAUGUUAAUUCGAAGUUGUAUGUUAUGCAGUAUCCGUUGAAGCCGUGUUGGCGUCCGUAUGAAUUGGAUGAUCAAUGUGAGGAGGUGAGGGUGAAGCCGGAUUCAUCGCAGAUUGAGAUUGAUUUGGCGGUUGAUGUUGAUUCGAAGAAUUAUGAUUCGAGUAGUGGAGUGAGGAUGAGUAAGCAGGUGUUGGCGUCUUCGGGGAAUUUGCCUUGUAGGAGUGGUUAUGCUGUUGGAGUUUUGGUUGGGAAUAAGUUGUAUUUGAAUCCGGUGAAUGGAGCUGUGCAGCUUCGUCCGUCGUUGAAGCAUAUGAAUGACGGAGAGGAGAAGAAGGUAGCGAGGAAAGUUAAGAGUGAGAAUGUGGAGGAUUUAGGGGAGAAAGAUGAUUGGAUUCGUCUCAAGUAUAAUGGCUCGAAGAGUGAUGCUUCGAGGCAGUAUUUACACAAAAUGAUGGUGGAGGAGCGUGAUGAGAUUAGGUUUUUAAUGAGUACGGGUGAAUAUGUUGAUUCGUUUUGUCCGCGUAUGCUAAAUAAAAAAACCGGUCCUACAAGAAGCGAGUUGCUUAAGUUGCCUCUUGAGGAUCGUAUUAAGACUUGGAUAUGUGAGACCGGACCGGUUCAUCGAUAUAAUGUACUUAAGUAUUUAGCUGCGGGUGAUUCUGAAGAAGAUGUUUUAGUACUUGUUAAGAAGCUUUGUUGUUUAGUUCAAGGACUAUGGGUUCCGAAGAGUUCGUUGUUGAAAUUGGAAGGAGUUGAAGCAUUAGUUAGGGAUUAUGCAUUGUAUCUGUUUAGCAAGAAUCAGAAGAUUAAUUUUGGUGAUAUACCAAAAAAGAUGAAAUUGAAAAGUGCAAUGGAAGAUGUGCUUAAAGUUUUUGCUAUACGGAGACCUGAUUUGAAAGAUUGGAAGUUCAAGGAACCCCAAGAUGUGUCCUUUGUGCGAAAACAUCCGGAUAUUGUUGAUGAACAAGAUAAAGCUUGGGAAGUGAGAGGUGAAAAGUUAUACAUUCAAAUAUAUGGAAAAGAUCCUCCAAAAAUGGAUAUGACUGCUAAGGUUGUUCCGAAAUUGAAUGCUAAUAAAAAAGUGGCAGAGGCUUCACCCCAAACACUGCCUGUUAAGUCUGUUAUAUCGGAUAAGGCUCGUGAAGUUUUAUUGAAGGCGAUUGAGAAACUUUUGCACACUCACAAAGUUUGCAACUUUCAGAGGCUAGGCCAACUUUUACGGGAUACUAGUCUUGAAGUUCCCCCACCUCCAGAACGUGAACUGCGGGAAAUUAUUAAGGAAGUUGCUAUAGAUAUUCAUGGUGUGUUUGUUUCAAAGACAUCGCCCGAUCACUCAUAUGAAGGAUUGAGGAGGACUGUUAUUGACCUUCUUAUUGUUGAAGGACCAAAUGCAAAGCUUAGAAAAGCUGCUAUCAUUGAAGCUGGCAAAAUAAGGCUUAAGAGGGCAGAUAUACCUACAGUUGAAUACAAUAAGGUUAUGCAGGAGUUGUGUGUCUCGCGAGGCUCUGUUUGGACGCUGAAAAGUGGUGAUGGAGAUUAA